Molecule: messenger RNA, 996 nt
Organism: Diospyros lotus (date-plum)
Lineage: Eukaryota; Viridiplantae; Streptophyta; Magnoliopsida; Ericales; Ebenaceae
Product: ethylene-responsive transcription factor CRF4-like
Exons: 1
Coding region: 1-714 (237 amino acids)
Biological process (GO): regulation of DNA-templated transcription
Molecular function (GO): DNA-binding transcription factor activity; DNA binding
Source: RefSeq, a predicted model, not a curated record
AUGAAUCGAGAUUAUUUGAAUCCAAUCAAGUUCACGCAGCACAGAAGCGUUACCUCCAAGCUGGUGGCUCCGCCGCCGCCAGACAUGGCCGGAAAGACGCCGCGGCUUGUGAAGAUUUACGUCACCGACGGGGACGCUACAGACUCGUCGAGUGAUGAGGAAGACGUGGCUAGGCGCUGCAGAGUGAAGCAGUAUGUGAGUGAGAUCAGAAUCGAAGCUGCUUGUUGUAACGAAGUGAGAAAUGUGAAGAGGGGUAAGAGGCCGAACCGUGCGAAGGAGGCGAAUUUGGAGAACGAGAAGUCGCCGCCUACGGCGGCCGCGAACGGCAGGAAGUUCCGAGGCGUGAGGCAGCGGCCGUGGGGGAAAUGGUCGGCGGAGAUUCGAGAUCCGGCGCGCCGGACUAGGGUUUGGUUGGGGACGUUCCGAACGGCGGAAGAGGCGGCGUUGGUGUACGACGAGGCUGCGAUACGGAUACGCGGAUCGAAAGCUCUCACCAACAUCAUCAAGCCUCCUGCGGGGUCUCCUCCCCCUCCGCCGCAGGAAAUCAAUUUCAGGCCCUUGUCCGACUACUCUCCGUGCAAGGAAUCGGCGAACCUUUCAUCUCCGACCUCCGUUCUCCGGUUCAAUCCUCCCGAGGAAGCAGAGCCGCCUGCGGUGCCGGAACCGGAGGCCGGUGGGCCGACGACUGUUUGCCGUUGGACCAGUGCUUCUUGAACGACUUCUUUGAUUUCCGCACACCUCCGCCGAUGCUCUUCGAGGAAGUGAGUUUGGCGGAAAACGCACUGGAAGUGGAUUUCAGCGACGUCUCGUCGUUGAACAUGGUUGAUGAUUUCAGGUCUUGUUCAUGGGACGUCGACGAUUUCCUUGAAGAUCCUCUGCUUUUUGUUUGAAUAUUGUCAGUAAAACUUCUCUCUCUUCUGUUUGCUCCUCAAACAAAGAACCAAAAAAGAAAAAAAAAAGAAAAGGUUAAAUAUCCGAGUGGAGAGUUUAGGUACA